This is a messenger RNA of Xylaria bambusicola, 2536 nucleotides long. RefSeq names its product permease for cytosine/purines, uracil, thiamine, allantoin-domain-containing protein. The record is from RefSeq and is a predicted model, not a curated record. Gene Ontology annotation, biological process: transmembrane transport; nucleobase transport. Gene Ontology annotation, molecular function: nucleobase transmembrane transporter activity. Gene Ontology annotation, cellular component: plasma membrane. The transcript is spliced from 4 exons. Lineage: Eukaryota; Fungi; Ascomycota; Sordariomycetes; Xylariales; Xylariaceae. Bases 741 to 2450 code for a protein of 569 amino acids.
CGCCCAGAUGCGGUUGUUGGUCUGGCAAUCAUGUGCAUGGGCGUUUGCGGAGGAGGGGGCCGAGGGGGCUGGAUCACUUACAUUUCCUCGAGCACUUGCUCCUGAUCGACGGACCAAUGAGCACUGUCGCCCGUCCUUCUACGCCAACGGUGACACCGGCGGAACUCGUCAAGCCCCAGCAUGGGUCGCCGUCACCUGGCUCGAGCUAAUGAGAUAGCAAGUGACCGCUGGUCGCUGAUGAAGCGGGGGGAGGGAAAGGCCAUCAUGUAUUGCAAGGUCCAUGGUGUUGCCGGCAGGAACUUGCGCUGUGUCUUUCGUCUGAUAUGGUAGGUAGCCCCUAAUCCUGGAUUAGCAUCCAGGUCCAUCAGAGUCGGACGACAGGGCAGGCUCUGCUUUCAUUUGUUAUCUGUUGUGGACUGUAUAUAUAACCUGCAACUCCCAUCACCUUCUACGAGCUGAUGUGCUCUGAUACUACAUAUGUACUCUGCUGGACGCCCUACUUGAUCACACCCUACCCCCGGCACCUCAGCUACUAAUAUCUGAUAUCAUCGUUGGAUGAAGUAGCAUUAGCUUUUAAAGUUCUAGGUGCCGCAAACCUUACCUCUGCACCUAUCCCGAACCCCCUUGCUCCCCUGUCCUGGUGCUGGUGCAUGGUGGAUAUUACCAAAGCAUUACUCGACAGAAACGCUCGUGAGGCUCUCAACCGUCGACACCCCCGUGGGGUUCGCUAGACGACGACAAUGCAGAGGUUACAUACUUCCCGGGGCAAGUCAUGGAUCGAGAAGGUGGCGGUGGACAAUGAGGAGGGCCUCUCCACAGCCCAGCUUAUGUUGACGAACAAUGACCUGAAGCCCGUUGAGCCGGCCCGGAGGCAGUGGGGCCCGUGGAACUUUGUCGGCUUCUGGGUCGCCGACUCUUUCAACAUUAAUACAUGGAUGAUCUCCUCUGCUAGUAUCGUCAAUGGCCUUUCAUGGUGGCAAGCAUGGCUCGGUGUCUGGCUUGGUUACUCUAUCGCCGGUGCCUUCGUGUGCACAACCGGUCGCAUUGGUGCGACUUAUCAUAUCGGCUUUCCCGUUGUCAAUCGUGCCAGUUUUGGUAUCUGGGGUAGUCUAUGGCCGGUACUGAACCGUGCCGUCCUCGCCGCCUUCUGGUAUGGUGUUCAGGCCUACAUCGGCGGACACUGCGUAUACCUCAUGAUUAGAAGCAUUUGGCUUAGCUGGGAUCGAAACACCAUUCCCAACACCUUCGCCGCCGGUUCCGGUACGACGACUGCCGACUACGCAUCCUUCUUCAUCUUUUGGUUGGUCUCGCUUCCGGCUAUCUGGUUUCCCGUCCACAAGGUCCGUCACCUAUUCACGGUUAAGGCCUACUUCGUUCCUACCGCCGGCAUUGCUUUCUUUAUCUGGGCUUUGGUCAGAGCUGGCGGUCCAGGUCCCAUCAUCAACCAACCUGCAAAAUUAGAGGGCAGCGAAUUAGCCUGGGAGUUUGUGAAGGGUGUCUUGAGUUCCAUUGCCAACUUUGCCACGCUCAUCGUCAAUGAUCCGGAUUUCGCGCGUUUUGCUACCAAACCUAGUGACGCCUUUUGGCCACAGCUGCUGACUAUCCCUAUCGGCUUCGCGGUGACCUGUUUCGUGGGUAUCUUUGUCUCGUCUAGCUCCGUCAUCAUUUACCCUGGCUCGCAGCCUAUCUGGGAUCCUCUGGAUUUACUUGAGAGAUUCAUUGAUGAUGGUGGUUCCGCACAGCGCUUUGGUGUUUUCGUCAUCGCCCUCGCAUUCGCACUGGCGCAACUGGGCACCAACAUUGCCGCGAACUCAAUCUCCGCUGGUACUGAUUUCACGGCAUUGCUUCCGCGAUUCAUCAACAUCCGUCGUGGUGGAUAUCUGUGUGCAGCUAUCGGCCUUGCGCUUUGCCCCUACCAGUUCCUCUCGUCGUCAAACAACUUUGAGACAUACCUAUCAGCAUACUCUGUCUUCUUGAGCUCCAUCGCCGGCGUCAUGGUUAGCGAUUAUUACUUCGUUCGUCGCGGUUAUCUUGGAGUCAAGGAACUCUACGACGCACGCAACACUGGCCCUUAUUACUUUACCUUUGGUGUCAACUGGCGCGCAUACGCAGGUUACAUCGCUGGUAUCUUGAUCAACGUUGUGGGAUUCGUCGGCGCUGUUAAUGGCGGUAAUGUCCCAAUAGGUGCUACAUACAUAUAUAACGUUAACUUCUUCGCUGGGUUCAUCGUAGCUGCAGCGGUGUACUGGAUCUGCUGCAAACUGUUCCCCAUCCCGGCAUGCAGCGACACAUGGCUUGAGGUUGGAGACCAGGUCGACGAGGUCACGCUCGCCUACAACGACGAUACGAGCGCCGCUGGAAGCAUCGCUGGUAGUGAUAGGCCAAAGAAAAUUGACGAGGAGACUGGUUUGGACGAAAGAAGUAGCACUGGAUAUCGCACUAUGCAUUAAGCGAAUUAGACUUCAUCAAAGCAUUUGAUGCAUGUUAUUCUUUCUAAUUGGAUAGAAGACAGCAAUAUUAUUUUUCAACAUCCUUA